AAAUAGAUGGCCUUUCUUCCACUUUCUCUUCAUCCAAACAAAUCAUCCCCCAUGGAAAAUUUUGUUUCCAAGCCUUGCUCUUCCGAGAGCUCUAGUAUCUCCGCCACCUCAUCCGAAGAAGUUAACGGCAGCAGCGAAGCAAUGAUAAUGAAGGCAAAAUUGAAGGGGAAAUUCACAGAAGAUCAAUCCGAGCCAACUCACCCUGGUCCGGAUUUGUGUCUUUCCAUUAAAGAGAGAUCACCAAGAGACCAAGGUUCAAUUCAUGGGUCGGAUGUGGAACUCAAGCUCUCUAACAUGAGCUCUUCUUAUCAAGCAUACCAAUCCGGCGCCUCUGAAAGUUUGGAGAAGGACUUUCAAGCAGUCAAACCCAAGGCUUUUACCUGCAGCUUCUGUAAAAAGGAGUUCUCAACGUCUCAAGCCCUUGGAGGUCAUCAGAACGCACAUAAACAGGAGCGUGCGAUGGCAAAACGACGUAAAGAGCUAGAUCUUGGAGGGGUAGGGCACCAGGCUUCGCCAUACCCUUACUAUACUUAUUCAAGUUUCUACUCUCGGCCCCCUCUGUAUGGAUCAUACAAUAGGGCAUUAGGGGUAUUAGAUCCCAAUCCCAUGAUCCAAAAGCCUCCUCCUCCGUCUUACCCGUGGAACGCAUUGGGGUAUCGGUUCAGCCAGGGUGGUGGAAUCAUGAUGGACGGCUUCCAAUCUCACCGAACUAACACUACUGCUGCUUUUCCAAGAACAAUGACAACCGGCUCCGGUGCUUCAGGAUCAAGCGGGGCAACCAGCAGUACGCCCAAUCUUUUUCCUCAGCAGAGAAGGGAUGAACCCGAUCAUGAUCCUCCUGAGGAUUCAGGACUUGAUUUGACGCUUAAACUUUAAUCCCAAAAAUUUGAAUCAAUUCAUUGUUAUAUUAUAGAUGCAUCCUAAGAUUGUUAUUAGGAGUUAAUUUGCUGUGUUUUAGGGUUUCUGUGUGAUCCUCAUGCUUAUGUUAAUGGAAUUUAUACUAUCUUUCUGUUGUUUAUUAUACCAAGUUUUCUUUGACUCCAUGGUUUGAGAUUGCUUGAACUUUUUUUUUUUUUUUUUUGACCCAUUGAAGCCAGAGGACACAGUUAAGGUUUACUAACAUAGAAAUUUCAUC
Molecule: messenger RNA, 1135 nt
Organism: Rubroshorea leprosula
Lineage: Eukaryota; Viridiplantae; Streptophyta; Magnoliopsida; Malvales; Dipterocarpaceae
Source: the annotation of a GenBank genome assembly